AUGAUUGGUGGAGAUGACUUAGAAGCUUAUGAUCAUGAGGAGGAUGCUGAUGGUGGAUUAGAUUGUAGGGGUCAAAGGUUUCUAGUACAUAAACCUCAAAAGGACAUGACCAACUACAAAUUGGAGGUAGAAACACUUUAUGCAUCUAGGCAAGAAUUUAAGGAUACUAUGUUAACUUAUACAGUUCAUACAACUAGAAGUAUCAAGUUUAAGAAGUGUGAUUUGGUGAGGGUGAGGGUUGUUUGUCAGAAAGACUACCCUUUUUGGCUUUAUGCACACAGGGUUAGGAAGGUGUCAACAUGGCAAUUAAGGAGCAUGAAUUUACAACAUACUUGCAUGCAAAUACACAGGGUUGGCAUAAAGUACUCCAAAUGGCUAGGCAAGCAGUUUAAGAAGAAGGUGGAGUAUAAUCUAAGAAUCAAGAUAAAAGAGUUGGUGGCAAAGGCACACAAGAAGUGGAAUCUGACUGUGACCAAAUCGAUGGCAGCAAAAACCAAGCAAGAGGCACUAAGCCAGAUUCAGGGUGCAUUUAGCAAGCAGUAUAAGAGGAUUAACGAUUAUUGUGAUAAACUUCUAAGAGCAAAUCCAGGGUCAUCCAUUGUCCUCAAAGUGAUUCAAUCCCCAGAUUUUGCUCAGGAGAUCCAGAACCCAAACUUGAUGAACUACUGUGUAUUCCAGAGAUUGUAUGUAUGCUUUGAUGCAUGCAAGAAAAGCUUCCAACACUGUAGACCCUUUAUUAUUUUGGAUGGAUGCUUCCUAAAGGCUCUUCAGGGUGGCCAGCUGUUGAAUGCAAUAGGAAGAGACCCCAACGACCAAAUCCUUCUGAUUGCUUAUGCGGUAGUUGAAGCAGAGACAAAGGACUCCUGGGUUUGGUUUCUUCACCAUCUUGCUAAUGAUUUGGGGGUGAAAAAAAUUGGAAGAUGCAUCUUCAUGUCUAAUCAGCAAAAGGAAGAAAUUCCCUGGAUUGGAGCUGAAGAACAGAAUGUGGCAGUGUGCAAGGUCAACUUAUUGGAAGGAUUGGGAGAAGGAGAUGAAAUAAUUGAGACUAAAGAAUGA
Molecule: messenger RNA, 1056 nt
Organism: Arachis ipaensis
Lineage: Eukaryota; Viridiplantae; Streptophyta; Magnoliopsida; Fabales; Fabaceae
Source: RefSeq, a predicted model, not a curated record